AUGAGUCAUCAACGGGUUAUGAUUGAGGAUGCUUGGGAGAAGCUGUCCCGUGUCUCCGUCAAGGGCGCUGAGUAUGACUCUCGUGAACGCCAGCCCCAUCCGAGACGGCUGGAAGGGUCCUGGAUAGAUCUUACCAACUGCAUCCACGCAUUAUUAGGCCACCGAGAGAAGAGCCAACUUAUUUGGCUUCAUGGGGCAGCGGGAGUCGGAAAGUCUGCUGUUGCGUUCAAUAUAGCUGAAAGAAUGAGGAUAAAAGAGCGCACGGAUAUCGAAAAGCGGCUCGCAGGAUCUUUCGUUUUUUCGCGCAAACACACGAAACGGUCUACGACUGGAUAUUUUUUUGCGACACUCGCCUACCAGCUAGCGAGCAUUUCAAGCUAUUCUGGCUUCAAGGAGCUCGCGACAGGAUCCAUCCUAGAGAAUCCCGCGCUUCUAGACCCCGACAAGUCUCUUCGCGACCAGAUGGAGGCGCUCUUUCUUCGACCUCUUCGGAGACUUCGGUACAGAUUGGGCAACUGUCCCCCUUUGGUGUUCGUUGUUGAUGCCCUUCAUGAAUGUACAUCCAAAGCUGAGCUUGCCGAUCUCAUCACCCUGUUAACUGAAGUGCUUCGCGAACCUCAAUUGCCCGUGAUGCACAUCCUGCUCACGAGUAAUUCGCAAACCCAUAUCCGUGAAGCUUUUCAGAACGCAGAGGCGCGCCCCCUGCUGUCUGAGAUACGGGCGAGUACUUCUGGCGAUAUUCUCGCUAUGGACGUGGCAUCCCUGGAUUCUCGCGUAACUGGAAACUUGCCACACAUCCUCGCUAUAAACACGGAACCCCGUAACGCGUGCAUAACUGGGGACUUGCUAAUCGCUGAAGAGCUGUUAAUGCAAGAGAUUCGAGGCAGCGGUGUUAACAACUAUCAGUCUUACGCAAAUCGGUCAUUUGUUAUGGCGCGGAAAAAUGACUGGGACCAUGCACUUCAAGACGCACUUGAGUCCGUCAGUCUUCACCCCUCGUUGACAGGUUAUAUCUCCAAGGGCAUUGCCCUGUGCGGAAAGAAUAACUUGCAGGAUGCGAUAAGGGCAUUUGACCUCGCAUCCUGUUCACGAAAAGCUGUUGCGCUUUUCAACGGAAAUCAGCAUGAGGACGCAAUGCUGCGGGUCCAAGAGUUGGGUGCUAUUUGUCCCAAGACCGACACUCUUGCGUGUCGUGUCGUAGAAGCAUAUCUAUGCGUCCUCCUGGGUACCAAUGCCUUAGACGGCGGGCGUCACAGCGAAGCUGCUGACCACUUCACCGCAGCUGUCAAGGCCAGCGCAUUCACGUCGCAGAUGGACAUUUAUUCUAAAUACCAAGACUUUGUGGUGCUCUUCGGGUGGGACCUCGAGUCCUUGUGGAAAAAUGCAAACCAGAGAAAGUGCGAUGCACUCCUUCGUGCAGGCAGGCUUGGAGAAGCAGUCGAAUCGCACCGAUACAUGAUGGAGAUAAGUGACGAGGCAAUGAAGGCGAGCUGCCUUGAAUGGUCUACUGGCAAGUCUUCGUUAAUAUCGCCCGGGCUAUCAUCCUCACGCGCAUGUAAAUUAGCUUUCAUGCGAAAAUGCAACGCGCUCUAUGCUGCCAAUGGAGUUGUUGAACUUGCUACGAGUGGAGAUGCUGCCUUUGCUGAGAAGGACUACGACCGGGCCAUUGAACUUUACUCGGCGGCGAUCGAGCUGGACUCUGCAACCGAUACCAUCUUUGCAAACCGAAGUAAGGCGAGGUUGUUGAAAUGCUAUGGGAGGAUGCACUUCUCGAUGCGGAAAAGACAUGGACAGGUCAUCGAACUCAACCCUUCGGCUUAUCUUGGAUACCAGCUGAAGCACGAGGCGCUUCAUGGGGCGCAAUGUUAUGACGAAGCCGUCGAGGCUUUCCAAAUCAUGUUGCUAAAACUCGAUGAGGCUCCCGACCCGCAAAUACAAAAGCUAUACCAACACUGUAUCAGUCCAUUUGAAGCGGAAAAUGCUAUUCGACAAGUUCUACAUGCUCACCUUGACAAUGCCCCACUUCGUCUAAUCAAUACAUCCGAUGGGUGGUUAUGUGAUCGAGAGGCCCAGACACAUGCUUUUAAGACGAGCGCAGAAUACAAGGAGCUGUUGGCAUCUAUAAUCAAGAAUGCAGAAGUCCAAUUGGAGCACAUCCAAGACGUGGUGGCCAAGUACUUUCGUUGGGUCAUGCUAUCACAUAGGUGGGGAGAAAAGGAGCCGCUGCUGCACGACAUCCAAGACAAGGUCGUGUACGAGUUGGAUCCAGUUGACAGCACCACGAAGUUGCAGUCAUUCUGCGAAAUCACUCGUGACGCGGGUUUCUAUGGGCGUGGAUGGACACGUGCUGCAUCGACCAGAAAACAAUGUCGAGCUCCAAAAAUCGGUCAACUCCAUGUUUGUUUGGUAUCACAACUCAGCACUCACAAUCGUCUAUCUAUCGGACGUUCUUACUUCAUCCAAUCUUGUACGUUGGCCAGGAGUGCUUGGAAUAAGAGAGGAUGGACGGUCCAAGAAUUCUUGGCUCCUAAAGUCAUUCUUUUCUAUCGCCAGGAUUGGACCCUAUACGGCGACUACCACUCUACCAACCACAAGGAGUCUACGGCGAUCAUGCAGGAGUUGGGAGAUGCUACAGGCAUAGAUUUACGGUCCCUCGUCGCCUUCCGUCCAGGGACGAGAAGCCCCCGAGAGAAACUCCAAUGGGCAUCGACGCGUAUCACCACAUUGCAGGAAGACAUCGCAUACUCAUUAUUUGGCAUCUUCGGCGUCCACCUACCCGUAAUGUAUGGCGAGAACAAACGAAACGCGCUCGGGCGGCUCUUGCAGGAGAUUGUUGCUCAUUCGGGCGACGUCAGUGUGCUCGACUGGGUCGGGAAGUCAUCCGAAUUCAAUAGCUGUUUGCCAGCGGAGAUCACUUCAUAUCAAGCCCCGCCAUGGUCGCCAUCUCUUUCCGAAGAUGAUAUUCAGACGUCUGUCUCAUCGCUGCAAGAUGCUGUGGUUGUAGAGAUGGCUUUAGGAUUGUACCGUGAGCUUGGCUCCUUGAGGGCUGCUCGUUUCGCGCACCGCCGGCUGCAUCUACCUUGCAUCGCAUUCCUCGUCACCGGAGUCACAGAGAAGCCUGGUCAAAACCAGGGGGCCAGUUUCACGUAUCAAGUCAACGCCCAAGGGCUUCAUGACUUGUCGAUCACCACGGAAGACAGGCUGACCCAGUUUUGGCCUGGGAGACCGGCUCUGCAAACAUUCUAUCUUGUUCGUCCAUGGAAUCGUGAUCUUCUGGAGCUGCCCGACUUUACGAAGCUUCCCGGCCAUGCAGAGCCUCCCCCUUCUCUAGACAUCUCGCAGAGCAUGGAAGAAUAUUGUACCUCACCUGGAUCUCCGUCAGACGAUAUUGUCCCUGUGCCCCUCGGGGGAAAGGGGACGCUUGAUUCGGAGUCUCACUCACGAGCAUUGCGACUGUUUGUUCGCCUUGGACGUCCGUUUAGCGCACUCUUGCUAGCACAGCAACGCGGUGGAGAAUACAAGAGAGUUGCGUCAGAUCGUGUUAUCGUUGCACAAGUCAAAGACAUUGCGUCUAUUCGCGAUGUUAUAGAUGUCAGGACACUAGAGAUAUUGUAG
Molecule: messenger RNA, 3615 nt
Organism: Suillus subaureus
Lineage: Eukaryota; Fungi; Basidiomycota; Agaricomycetes; Boletales; Suillaceae
Exons: 7
Coding region: 1-3615 (1204 amino acids)
Molecular function (GO): protein binding
Source: RefSeq, a predicted model, not a curated record